Molecule: messenger RNA, 2085 nt
Organism: Stylonychia lemnae
Lineage: Eukaryota; Ciliophora; Spirotrichea; Sporadotrichida; Oxytrichidae
Source: the annotation of a GenBank genome assembly
AUGGAAUCAAAUACACUACAAUAACAAUAAGAAUCAAUCACUGAUUAAAAUAUUGAUCAUCUAAGUAAUAUAUAAAUAGACACAGCUUAGGUCUAGCCAUCAAAGAACUAAAUAGCUAAAGAUGCAAAGAAAAUGAAAAAGAAGGUAGCUCAAGCAGUAACGGUAAUUGUGAAAGCAGAGAAUCAAACCUUUGAGAAAUUAAUGUCUAAGGUUCCUGAGAAAUAUGUAUUUGUUGCUCAUUUUGGAAAUGGUGAUGAAGAGGACUAAAAUGUGGUAUAUGAUUAUGCAAAAUAGUUUGGAGAAAUUUCACGAGUUACUAUAUUCCCUGGAACAAGUUAUGGGCAUCUUGAGUUUAGAGAUACUGAAGGGGUAGAGAGAAUGUUUAAGGAUCUAGAUGGGCCUAAUAUUAAGAAUCUCAAAUUCUAUGGCAAAGAAAGAUAUGCUUGUUUCUUUCAGACAUCAGUAGGAUUUAAUGAGUUGAAGAAUAGAGCAACAGUAGAUUUCCCACAAUCAACUAAUGCAUUUUCAAAUAUUAUCCCUGGGCUUUAUGUCUAUGAUGAUUUCAUCUCUCAAGAGGAGGAAGAUGAGAUGAUUAAAUCUAUGGAUAAGCAUUACUGGGUAAAGCUGCUAAAUAGAAGAGUUUAGCACUAUGGCUAUGAAUUCCUCUAUGGAGUUAAUACUGUCAAUAAAAAUAAUAAGAUAGGUGAAAUGCCUGAUUUUUGCACUUUUCUUUUACCAAGAUUCGAGAAAGUUUUGAAAGGCUUUGGAUUUAAUGAGAAUAAUGAAGUUGCUGAAAUAGGGGCAGAAGAAACUAAAGAAUUAAAAGAGACCUUCUUAGACAGACAUGGACUUUUUGAUUAGCUCACAGUAAAUGACUAUACCCCAGGUCAGGGAAUCCCUCCUCAUGUUGACACUCAUUCUCCUUUCGAAGAAAUAUUUGUCUCCUUGUCAUUAAGAAGCGGAGUUUCUAUGAAUUUUAGAACUCCAGAAGGAUAGUAAAAAGAUGUGUAUUUGAAGCCAAGAGGUCUUGUUUUAUUUUCUGGAGCUGCUAGAUAUAACUACUUGCACUCAAUUGCUACUAGAAAAUUAGAUAGUGUUGAAGGUCUCUUGAAGUUCAGGCAUAGAAGAGUAUCCCUCACUUUUAGAAAGAUUAAGCAUGAUCCAUGCACAUGUAGAUUCCCUAAAUUAUGUGACUCUUAAAAUAAGCAAGUAAAUAUAGAUCAGAAUAUGCUAGCAGGUGAAGGUGAAGAGGCUAAAAUUGACCCCAAAAAUCUCUAAGAAUUAUCUGCCACUGAUAUGGAGAAAAAACAUGUCUAUGAAGUAUAUGAUAAAAUUGCUCCACACUUUAGCAACACAAGAUAUAAGCCAUGGCCUAAGAUCUAGAAAUAUCUAGAUGCCUUGCCAACAGGAUCUUUGAAUAUAGAUGUGGGUUGUGGUAAUGGUAAAUAUCUUGGAUGUAAUAGAGAGAAUGUAUUCAGCAUUGGUACUGACAGAAGUAUAAACUUACUUGGUAUUUGCAGAGACAGAGAUAAGGAUUUCUAAACAUUCUAUUGUGAUUCUUUAAAACUGCCAGUCAGAAACAAUGCAUUUGACUCAGUCAUAUCUAUUGCUGUCGUUCAUCAUUUCUCUACAAAAACUCUAAGAGUAGCUGCUUUGAAAGAAAUGCAUAGAGUUUUAAAGAUCGGUGGUAAAUUAUUAGUAUAUGUUUGGGCAUUUGAAUAAGAAGUAAAGAAGUUCUAAACUCAGGAUGUAUUUGUACCUUGGCAUUUACAAGAUACCUACGAGGAAGGGAAAAAAGACACAGAGGAUAGCUAAUAAAAUAUAGUACAAGAGCCUGAUGUCGAAUAAAACACUAAUCAAAACCAUCAAGAAGAGGAAAAGUCUUCUCAUAGUUCUUCAUUUAUUGAGACUGCAUAUAAAAAUGAUGAGAAAAAGGCUACAGUCUACCAUAGAUAUUAUCAUAUGUUUAAGGAGGGUGAACUUGAAGAACUUAUAACAGAAAAUUUCGAAGGCUAAUUUGAGAUUAGAGACAGAUACUAUGAUCAUGCUAACUGGGCUGUUGUAUGCGAGAAAAUUAGUGAUUGA